AUGAAACAAUUUGGUAUAUUUUUAAAUAUAUCAAGGUAUCUAUGAGGGUAAUUGAUAUAAUAUAAUACUACUGCCAUUAAAAAUGUAUUCAUUAUUUUUGUGAUAAUAAAUGUUAUCUUUAAAUACGGUCUUAGAAGAUCUUCUAAGACCAUGAUUUCAAUCAUGGCAUUAGUCUUCUCAUUAGCACUAAAAAAAUAAUUUUCACAGCUGUUAUGAAUCAAAUUUAGAUGACUUGUAACAUGAUUGUUUUUUUUUUUUUUUUAAGUCAUUUUUGAUCAAAAAACUUAAUACGACAAUAUAUGUAAUUUUUUUUGCUAUAGGCUCUUCACGAAAGAAAGGUACCGUUUCGCGCGUGCUGACGGAGCUCCAUACCACCGCCAUUGAAUCCCCGCGCGUCACUAACUCACGUGUACUGGGUAUAAGCAAGGUCUAAACGAGGAGUGACGUGAGGAUGCGCGUCACUGACCGGUUUUCGUUAAAACACGGUACCUUUCUUUUGUGAGACGGAGUAUAGUGAGAUUUUUUCUUAAGCUCAGAAUAAUAAAAUAUUUUAUUUUUCUAUAGGUAUGCCACACUUAUAGUGAUAUUGUGUUUUACUUUUAGAUUUCUAAGAAUAGAAAUCGAAACUGGAUGAAAACAGUUUAUGUUUUUAUAGGUUAAGUACUUGUUUAGAUGAAAACUUACUCUUCACCAUUAAGUAAUGUCAAUGUCUUAAUGCUCUUCAUACAUAAUUCAUAAUAUAUUUUAUUAAUAUUUGUAUAUACUGUGAUAAAAAAUAUGUUUUCACCACGGUCUUAAAUCACACAUAACAAAAGUGAACGCUUCUAAUUAGCGCAAGUUUGCUCCCAAGAUGUUCGUAGUUCCGGCAGUUACCGGACGAUAAAAGAUAAUAAUAUUGUCGUUGUCGACCUCUGAACUGAUAAGAAUAUAAAAUUAGACUUUUGUUUAUGACGGUUGAGUAAUAGAUGGAGAACGCUUUAAAUUCUUUUUCAGGGAAAAGUUUUAGGCGGACAGACUCGUAGGGACAUCGGUCCGCGCGCGCACUAUUUACAAAUUAUUUAAGACAUAGAACGCAAAACACUAAUACCUACAACCGGAGUAAUGUGAGAAAAAUUUGGGAGAGGCUUUAAUAGUUUUAGCUUGGAACAACAACAUAGUAGUUAGUGUUUGUAUUUAGUGUAGACAAUUUUUUGUUUAAUCGUAAUUUACUUCAAUCCUAAGUGUUACUGUAACCUGCUGAUUAAACACUUGAGCAGCUUAACAUGUUCAUCCCUCAAAUAUGACAAAGAUAACCCAUUUAUUUCAUUAUUUUUAUUAAAUUCGAAGUGCGUUACAAUGUACUCCCAAUAAGCUACAUUAUUUUCACUUUUAUAUGUAAAAUUAAUAUCUUUUGUCAAGAGAUUAUUUCUAAUGCAUUUUAAUAAAUGGAGUGAAUUAAAAACUGAUACUACUUCCACAUCCUCAAUAAAAAAAAUCCAAAAACCGAUUUUUAAAAUUUUGUCUUAAAUAGUAUUCAUUAGUUUCUUCUUUUAGUUGUUUUAUAGUACUAGUAGUUCUUUCUUUAUCUUAGUUCUCAAAUCUAUGAAUAAUUUCAUUUUUCCUGUCAAAUGUCAAUCCUGUCAAACAUAAGAAUACAAGUUCAAUCGAUAUCUUUUAAAUUACGUAAUUGAUAUUUUAAUUUAUGAAUGAUGUACAAGUUCAUUCCAGGGUGAAAUUAUACUUUAUUUAAUAGUCUAGAUAGAGUUUUACGAGAUGAUAGGGCAAAAAAAGUUGGUAAAAAUCGAUACCCUUUUGGUGACGUUUUAUUUAAGGACAAUGCUAAAAUUGCAUUACUGACAUUGUAUCUCCUCUCUUAUGCUUUCUUUUUUAACAUUUUACUUAGGCCAUGAAUAAUUGAACUGUUGUGGUAUUUCAAUUAUUAGAAUAUUUGUCAAAAUCUUUUCUUUUGGAAAAUAACUGCCAUUUUCAAGUUUGUCAGUCGGAUAUUUCUUUUCUUCUUUUAGCCUUGUUUUGUAAUUUGAUUGUUUCUACAUAGAGUUUUCUUGUAAUAUAAUAUCUUAAAAAAUAACUCUAUAAUUAUAUUUUUAAAAACAAUUAGUAUACAAUAUAAACUUAAUUUAAAUUUAAAAUUCUCAGGUGCCCGUGACUGCUGAAGAAUGGGGGAAAAUAAAGGAUACAUUUUUUCAUCGUUGGAAUUUUCCAAUGUGUUGUGGCACAAUCAACGGAGAACAUGUGAUAAUUAAACGACCUCCUGGUUUUGGCUCAUCAUUUUAAAAUUAUAAAAAAACCUAUAGUAUUAUAUUGUUCGCAAUGGUUGACGGUGAUUAUUGCUUUACAUACAUCGAUAUAGGAGCUAAAGAUAGUGAUAGUGCAAUAUUUCGUGAUAGCACUUUAUAUAUCGAAUUGGAAAAUAAUAAAUUUGGAAUGCCCGAAAAAUAUAUUAUUAUUGGAGAUGAUGCAUUUCCAUUAAGAACAAACUUAUUAAAACUAUAUAGUAAAACUGGACUUAAUAAUUAUGAAAUAAUUUUUAACUGUCGUCUUUCACGUGCUAGAUGAGUUGUGGAGAACGCAUUUGGAAUUCUGGUGUGGCGAUUCCGAAUAUUAUCUAAGCCAAUUGAUCUACAGCCAAAAAUUAUAAAUAUAAUAAUAUAUGCAGUUUGCAGUAUACACAAAUGGCUACGUAAAACUAUUCCAAAUAGCUAUAUACCUCUACAAGUAGUUGACCAAUUGGAGUUGGAGUACUAAGUAGUUGGAUUUUAACAACGGCAAUAUUAUCCCCGAGGAAUAGAGAGAACACGUGAAUGGUCUAGAAACUGUCAAAAAAAUGGGCAGCAACAACUAUAAACGAGCUGCAAAAGAUGUUAGGAGUUCAUUGGCAAAAUAUUUUAUUGAGAAAACUCCUUUACUGUGGCAAUGGGAAAAAGUUGGUAUAAGGGCUCCUUCACACGAAGCUACUCGCCAGUGCUACUUAGCAGCGCUGAUUUCGGAAAAAUACAAACGCAUACGGAUGGUUUCACACAUGACCACAGCCACUGAUUGGAAGUGCUACAGUCGGUGUGAGUGGCUGGCUUCACCGCAGAACGCAGCGUCUAAAAGUCGCGCUUCUCGUAACAGAACGUAUUUUUAGAUUGGGCGUUUCACACGCGACUGGAAUCGCGCGACUAUUUUUUUAUAUUUUUAAUAGCGCGUUGGUUGCGCGUUGGUAGCGCGUUAGUAAUGCGUCGGUAGCGCGAUUAAUACGUGUUUGAUCAAACGUUAUCAAUUAUUGUUUUUAAUUUUUUUUAAUUUCAGUAUUUAUUAGUCAGAGUGUAGUUUUCUGUCAAUAUUCUUUUACUAUAUUUUGAAAUAAUUGCGUCUGAUUGUGCAAAUAUAAAUAUUGAAGAUUUUAUAAGUGAAAUAGAAAACUGAUCCGCUAUAUGGGACCUGAAGCAUGAUAACUACAGCAAUAAAAAUGCAAAACGGAAUGCGUGGGAAACAGUCAUUAGUAAAUUUGUUCCCAAUUUCAAUGAUAUGUCUGAGGCUGAAAAAAGAUUAAUUGGUAAGUAAAACAUAAUAUAUUUUCCUAUUGAAAUAAAAUACAAUAUAUAUAAUUAUAUAUAUACCUUAUGUAAUAUAUAAGAUGAAAAUACAAAUACAAAUACUAGAAGUCAGUUGGGUUUAUUUGUUUAUUUUAAUGCUUAAGUUAUUAUCAACAAUCGACUUUUUUAAUAGUUUAAUAACAAUACGGUGGAAUUAGAAAUAUUAUGUAUGUAAUGUUAAGUAAUGGAAAAUAGUAAUGAAUAUAAAUAAUAAUAAAAAUAAUACAAUAAAUCAUUUCAAUCAUUUAAAAUACUAAUUAUGAUAAAUAAUAAUAAUAAAAAAAUAGAAAUUAAAAUGCUAGAAAACAAUUAAUUUAAAUUUUAUUCAUUCGCACGGUACUUGUCCUUCUUUCAAAAAGAAAUCACUAAGUUCUGUUCGAACGAAUUUGGUUGCAUUUCCUGGUUGAGAGUUGUCCACUGUCGUAUUAUCAAUCAAUCCACUAACAGCGAUAGUAUCCUCAAAUCUAAAGCCAUCUCUGUCCCUUACAAAACUGUGUAGAAGACAGCACGUUUUAAUUAUAUUUUCUGCCAAAGUUUCUUCAACAUUAAGUGAACGAUGCAAAAUUCUCCACUUAUUACUAAGUAUUCCAAAACUGCAUUCAAUAUAUCAUCUGGCCCUCGUAAGGCGGCAAUUAAACACUUUUUUACUCAUAGGUAAAUAUUUACCACCAAAUGGCCUUAGAAGAAACUGACAAAGUCCAAAUCCCUCAUCUCCUAUUAAAAAAUACGGAAUUUUAAAUGACCUUUUGUCUGAAAGAGUUUUAGGCGAAAGUAAUUUAAUUUUGUUAGUUUUUAACAAUUUUUAAAUCGUUGCGUUUUUAAAAGUUGUUGAAUCACUUGAUUUUCCUUGUGCCCCUACGUCAAUGUAUACAAAUUUGUAAUUUGAAUCAUACACCGCUAGUAAAAGAAUGGAAAAAAAAUGUUUAUAAUUAAAAUUCAUUGAUGCAUCGCCCUCUGGUUUGAUUACUCUAAUAUGUUUCCCAUCAAUGGCACCAAUAACGUGUGGAAAAUUAGCUCGUUCUUUAAAUUCUGUUGCAACGUUUACUAGUAGUUCUUCCGUGAUUGAAGGGAAGCAACUUUUUUUAUACUUGAUCCAGAGAGAUUCACACACUUCUCUAACAAUGUUAGAGAAUACAAUAUGCAGUAAUAGGACAAUAAACAGGUUUAUCAAAAACUAAUUGUGCGUGUUCAUAUUUUAUUACAUUUAAACCGGAUAUUUUGUUUUAAAAAAUAUUUUCGUAGUAUUCGUGCAAUGCAUUCCAAUUCGAAAUUGUAUAAUAUUAGAAUAUUUAUUCAGUAGGAACUUUGUGGAUAGAAUUGUUAGACCAAACAGAAAUUCUUUAAAAUUUAACAGGAGGUUCAUUAUAAGUCCUACUUUGUACUAAAGAGAAAACUUAAAGGUUGAGUUUAUUUUAUUUUUUAUAUAUAUAAGAGUUAAUAUCAAAUUUUGACGACAUUUUCUUGCUGUCAACAACUUUUUUACCUGUACGUGUCUGGACACCGUAGAGUCAACACGUUAAUCCGCGCACCGUAUUUAAUAGCUCUCGAUAGCAGUAAUUAUAACAGCGACCGAGACGUCGUUAUCUGGUAAUGUAUAAACAUUUAUUAAUAUAUAGUCCAAAGAACACUUCAAACACAACACAUUGCAUAGAUACAAUCCACCGUGCACGGGUGAUAAGCCCAGCAGAUUAUUACGUAGUCCAACAAACAACAUACAGCCAAAAUGAAUAUGCCUACAUUCACGCAAACCAAUAAAAACAAAAAAUCAACAGAUCGAAAGGUUCCACCAAUCAUCAUAAACAAAAAAAGACUAAUCUCCGAAGUUGAUGAUUCAUCAUCAUCACCUACCCGAAACUUCGACACAGAAUUCAGAUCACCUUUCAAAAAAGCUAAAAACAAAUUCAAACCAACCGAAAACAUAUUUUUCACCUCGCCAAAUCGCUACGAGCCAUUAAAAAACUUCCAAACUGACGAAAAUCAAAUUAAUACUAAUAAUCCACAACUACAAAUGGAAACAGAAAACCUCAAUACUAAUAUUAACGAAAAAAUACCACCCGUAUUUGUUAUCAACAUAUCAGAUUAUGUAAAACUCCGAAAGGAAAUCUCGCCAUUACUACAUAAUAAUUUCACAGCGACAAAUAAAAACAACAAAAUUAAAAUCAACGUUGAGAAUAUCGAUGACUUUCGAGCGAUAACAAAAUUUUUCGAAGAAAAAAAAUACGAAUACUAUACGUUUAGACUCAAAAGCGAAAAGGACAUCUCCGCUGUCAUUCGUAACCUUCCAAUGUCAAUCACCGAAUAGGAAAUCUUUAACGAACUCAAAAACCUAAAAUAUCCUAUAAAAUCAGUCACAAGACUAUCAAAUAAAAAUAAACUUCCACUCCCUCUAACAGCCAUACAGCUAACCAGAACGGAAGAAGCAAACAAGAUAUUCGAACUCAAUAGAUUCUUAAACUGUAUAAUCACCAUAGAACCACGACGCAAACCCAACGUCCCACCACAAUGUACCAAUUGUCAAAGAUUUGGACACAUAAGCAAAUCAUGCAGCCUAAACCCACGAUGAGUAAAAUGCGAUGGAAAACACCACUACUCAAAUUGCCCCAAAGAAUCAACAACUCCACCCAAAUGCGUAAACUACAACGAACCCCACUCGGCCAACUACAGAGGAUGUACAUACUAUAAAAAUAUUUAAAAAAAAAUAAAACCAACAAUUGCAAAGAAACCUCAGAAUAUAAGCAUACCUCCGAUUACAACUGACACAACCAAUAUACAAACAAAUUCAAACAAUAAAUCAUAUGCAGAAACAACCAAAACCGAUAUAUCUAAAAUCACGACAAAAACACCAAUGAAACACUCCAAGACCUCCUGAAUGGUCACCUCCAAACGACAAUUACAGAAUUUAUCAAGAAUAUAUUACAAAGCGUCCAAACAAUCAUUCAGAACAUUUUCACGUCAUUAACGAACAAAAUGACAACUAACCCAUUGAAACCUUUAAAAACCCAAAAUGAACAUAAUUAAUGUAAAGGAUAUCAUAUUAGUCAACUGGAAUGCUAAUGGACUAAAAUCCAAAAGGUCUACCUUAGCAGAAUGUCUAUCACGACACAAAAUCGACAUUACUAGUAUCACCGAAACACACCUAAAAGACUCUGAAACCUUCAAAAUAGCCGGUUACGAAAUAUAUAGAAACGACAGGAAAUACACACACUCUUCUGGAGGAGUAGCAAUAAUGAUUAAAAAAAAUCUAAAACGUAACCCAAUAAUACUGCCGCCCACACUCCAGAUGGAAACAGUAGCUAUAAAUCUUAUAACAGAUAAACAUGAAUUACGAAUUAUAUCAGUAUACAACCCACCAAACAAGAGAAUGAAAAACUCACUUCCCCAAGCUUUUCUGCAAUACCCCCACCAUACUCCUAGGAGAUCUUAAUUCCAAAAACACAAUCUGGGGCUGUAAAAAAAUAAACCCGAACGGACUAAAAUUGUUCGAGUACACGUCCGACUUAAACAUCAUGGUCUCCCCUCCACCAUGUCCAACCUUUUACCGAACAGGAGUUACCCCGGACAUAUUAGAUAUUGCACUAAUCUCAAACUUCCAUACAAACUUAUACCACAAAGUGUUAAACGAGCUCGACUCUGAUCAUGUCCCGGUAUUAACAACCCUAAGAAUAAAAGCUGAAACUAACUCCCCCCCCCCGUACCAAAACUAAUAAAUCGGCCAAUAAAAUGGGAAAUCUUUAAAGAAAAUAUAGAUAAAAUAUUAAAACCAAACAGAAAGUACUCAAAUACAAAUGAUAUAAACUCGGGUAUAAUACACCUUAAAGAAUCCAUCAAAUCAUCGAUAGACUUAGCACUAGCCCCACCAAAUUACAAAAAAUCUCACAAUUAUAACAUGCCAAUACCAUCCCACAUACAAAACCUAAUCAAAGAAAAACAUAAGACACGAAGAAUCUGGCAAACACACCUGUCUCCAGCAGUCAAAAAACAUUUAAAUCAACUAACAAGAAGAGUAAAAUGGGAACUGGAUAAUCUAAGAUAUAAUUCCUACAAAGCAUACGUAUCAAAAAUAAAUCCAAAUGACUCAAGUCUUUGGAUAGCUACCAAAAGAAUCACUAAACAGCGUGAAACAAUUCCCCCUUUAAAAAACGGAUUAGCCAAGUACGAAACUAACAUUAAAAAAUGUGAAAUUUUUGCCCAACAUUUUGAAAGUUGUUUUACAACUGGAGUUCCACAGGGAUCUGUGCUAGGACCAUCUCUAUUCAAUGUCUACUGUCAUGAUAUACCAACACCGCAACACUGCCAUCUAGCAAUGUUCNUUGAAUCUUCAACAAGAGACCUACAAAGCUCCCUAGAUGAACUAUCCCUCUGGUUCUCAAAAAGGAAACUAACACUAAACCCAACCAAAAGCGAAGCAAAAAUAUUUACACUCAGAAAAUACAUAAAUCCGACCCUACUUCAAAUAAACAAAGAAAUCAACUGGAAUAACAAAGACGACACAGUAAAAUAUUUGGGCCUGCACCUUGACGAAGAACUUAACUGGAAAAUACACAUCAACAAAAAAUUAAACCAAGGAUACACUAGGCUACGAAUACUGUACCCCCUAUUAAAUCAUAGCUCUACCAUACAAAUAAAAUGCUCUCUACUCCUUUACACAGCAAUAAUAAGAUCUUUAGUAACCUAUGCAUGCCCAGUAUGGGCAUCUGCCUCCAAAAAAAAAAUUAAAAAAUUACCAACCCUCCAAAACAAAUUCCUAAGAAUAACCCUAAAGGUCCCUUGGUUCAUGAGAAAUAAACAAUUGCACAACGAUACAGGAAUACCACACCUAUCUACCUGGAUAACACAAUAAUUUAAAAAUUUCCACGAAAAACUCCACAAAGUUGACGAAGCCCGUCACUACAAUAUCGGCAAGAGAUCCACAAAUCUAAGACUCAAACCUCGGCUACCUCAGGACAUCCUACUAGAUCCCAAUGAAGACACCUCAACCUCAGACUCUGACCCAGACUAACCUAACCAAAUCUACUAUACAUCACAUAAUUAUAUAAUAAUAAAAACAUUGUAAAAAUACUUAGUGUAUUGACACAAUUAUAUUAAUAAAUAAAAAAAAAAAACUUUUUUACCAGAAAUCUUGCUGUGUAUUUCAAGUGUAGCACUUUUCGAAAAGAAUAUUUGACUAUGGUGGUAGAAUAUUUGUCUUUGCUCAAUGUUGCUACUGUCUGGUUACCAUCUACAAAUAGCUCAGCAUUUGCAUAAAAGUCAAGGACAGUACUUGAUUGUGUAUGUGAGACAGUUAGGUUUAUGCUUUCCUUAUGUUUUGGUUGGGAUGGUCGUAAGUACACGUGAUUAGCAGUGAGAAGUUUUGUGUAGGAUGCACUAGUAGACUGUUCUUAUGGAGAAGGUGUAUGAAAAAAUUGAUGUGAUGAAUAUGCCGAUUCAGGUGAAAUAUAACUUUCCAGCGAUGGACAGGGAGAUGAAGCAAUAUUAGAAGUAAUAAUUCUGGGAGAAUGAUUUUGAGUUUGUAAAUUUGCUGAAUGAGUGCUUCAAAAACCAUGUUAUCAAUAUUAUGUUCCAGUAGUAGACGAUUCUGGGGAGAUAGUUGCAAAGUUUCUCGACUAAUAGCUGUGCAUAUAACUCAGGACCGUCAGUUAUCUUUUGAUUUUGUGGUACAAUAACCAAACUCUGCAAAACACCACUUGCUUGUUUUAAGUGUUUGCUUACUAAUUGGCUAUCAACAUUUCUCUGUUUUCUCUUCAUAGUUGGUGUUUGUGGGACUGAGAACAUAUUCGUGUUUUGUUGAGUGUCUCUCCUUGCAAUUUGAAUUGCAUUAUCUACAAGUGAAGAAGAUUCUAAGCCAUCCUCUUCAAAAUUAGUAUGCUCUGACUUUCCUUCAUUUUGCAUAAAAUUGUGUGUUUCAUAUAUAUUUCCAUUAACAACAUCCUAAAAAUAAAUUAGUUGUUAUUUUAAAAUUUUAAAGUCUAUGCUAAUUUGUAAAAAAUUUGUUACAGUUAUGAUGCAUAAAAAAAAAAAAAAUAGCUAUUCAAUAAGGUUCCAUUUAAUUUGUGAACUAUAAAUAUUUGUAUUUUACAGCUGCCUAAAUCAUAGGAGAAAUGAAAAACAAUAGUAAAUGGAUUCCAACAUCAUUGGGAUUUCCCACAUUCGAUGGGAAGCAUGUACUGUUGCAAGCUCCAUUUAACAGUGAAUCUGAGUUCUUCAACUACAAGAAGUUAUUCAGCACUAUACUUAUGACAUUUUUCAACUCAAAAUAUUGUUUUACAUUUGUUGAUGUUGAUGCGCAAGGAAGAAUGAAUGAUGCGGGUGUGUAUACUACCACGAGUGUUUUUCGUAAAAUAAUUCGUAACGAACUUCUGCUUCCACCUCCCGAGCUCUUAUUAGAACGACACAAGAAGAUGUCAUAUAUUUUUAUACGUCUUGAUGCAUUUUCUAUGAGUAGUACUCUUCUGAAACCUUAUGAAAAAAAUCAUCCCAAAGGAAGUUUAGAAAGGAUUUUCAAUUACCGUUUGUGCAGCGCACGUAGAGUUGUGAUAAAUGUGUUUGGUAUUUUAGCAUCAGUUUUCCGAGUAUUCAGAUCACCUACCUCGUAUGUUACUACAACCUGAUAAAGCUACUUUAAUAUGCAUGACAUGUUGUGUACUUCAUAAUUUUCUACGAAGACGCGCAACAUCAAGAAAAAACUAUACCCCAACUGGUACUUUCGAUUAUGAAGAGGAUGGUGAAUUUAUUCCCGGAACAUGGCGCAAUGAUCUACAAGGGAUAACAUCUUUCAAUCCACUGUUAAACAAACCCAGAAAACCCUACGAAGAAGCAAAGGACAUUCGGCGAGAGUUUGAAGAAUACUGUAUGAUAAGUGAAGCAGUAGAAUGGCAAAAUUAUAUUGAUUAGUGAUUUAUAGUUAUUUUCGUUUAGUUAACUUUGUAUUUAAUUAAUAGAUUAUAAAUUAAAAUGUAAAUAAAUAAAUAAAUUCUCAAUUAAGAUUAUAUAUAUAUAUGUAAUGGGUAUAUAUAUAUAUAUAUAUAUAUAUAUAUAUAUAAAUACAUAUACCCAAUAAUAAUCUAUUAAACUUACCUCUGAAUUCAGAGAGGCUAUCUUCGUAUUUUGGACUCUAAUAAAUUUAUCGAUCGCAUUAUAGGCAAACCACAAUGGAAAGUACACCUCUUGUGACCCCGUACCGGUAGUCUCUAAAUCCACCUUCUUCCUCAAAGUCCUGUAUGUCGACACCAGUGAUUCUUUCUUUUUUUCAACGCAAUAACUGUCAUUAUUACACUUAACUCAUUCGCUACUUCAGUUCAUGCAUCCUGUAGAAUGUUUUUAUCCUUAUGUCCUGGAUAUGAGCUGUUCCACAGAACUGGAUGUUUCUCAUACACUUCCAGAAAUUCGAGCGUUUAUUCAUUAUUCCACUCCAUUUUGUAUACGAUAAUGAUACAACUUUAGAAAGGUAGGGGAUUUAUUAACUUUUGAAUAUAUAUUUUAAUCGGCGUUUUUUAAGUACAACUUAUGUGAAUUUGCAUUGUAUAAUUUAUUUAUAUAAUACUACAAAAUACUAUAAACAAACAAAAAGAUACUUACCAGUUACUGAAUAAAAGUAAAAAAGAGUAAAUACUUAAAAUGCAUCGUGUAGCACCGGCUUUACAAAUACUUGUCGUAUAUUUAAUUAUAAGCUUUCAAGAGCAAGAAGGUUUGUUGAAUGUGCAUUUGGCGUACUUUCAAAUAAGUGGAGAGUGUUACAUACGUCUCUAUUGGUUGAACCAGAUUUUUCGAACGACAUCAUAAAAGCUUGUUGUAUAUUACAUAAAUUUAUCCGCAAAAGAGAUGGUUAUAAUUUUGAGUAUAUGAAUUACAAGUUAUUUGGUGGAUGAUUUACCUAAUAGAGGACCGGCAGUACAAUCUCAAGGGAUUGAAGUCAGAGAUUAUUACUCAGAGUAUUUCAUGAGACCAGAAUCCGUAACCUUCCAGU
Cinara cedri is the source of this 11541-nucleotide messenger RNA. The record is from the annotation of a GenBank genome assembly. NCBI's taxonomy places the organism in Eukaryota, Metazoa, Arthropoda, Insecta, Hemiptera, Aphididae.